ACAAGAUCAUACUAGAGGCCUACGUAAAGGAAGGGGUAAACAUUCAUAAGAGGGUAGUAAAUCAUGUCUUCUACAAGAAUGAUGGUGACUGGGGGUAUCCCAAGUUCAUUCCGUGGCACGAGGUGUGUGAUCCACAGAAGGGAUACAUUAAGGAUUACAAGAUCAUACUAGAGGCCUACGUAAAGGAAGGGGUAAACAUUCAUAAGAGGGUAGUAAAUCAUGUCUUCUACAAGAAUGAUGGUGACUGGGGGUAUCCCAAGUUCAUUCCGUGGCACGAGGUGUGUGAUCCACAGAAGGGAUACAUUAAGGAUUACAAGAUCAUACUAGAGGCCUACGUAAAGGAAGGGAUACAUUAAGGAUUACAAGAUCAUACUAGAGGCUUAUGUGAAGGCAGAUGCUCCUUGUAUCCUAGCUGGAUGUCUCAAAGAAGUGGCUUAGGGACAGAGGGUUCAAUUUGAUGAUAAAUAAUCAACACUUGUCUGUAAAAUAUACUGCAGACUACUGUAGGCGCGGAAAGUAUAUGACCAAUGUCUGCCCUUCUUGUUUUUUUUUCGCCCUCUCGCAUUAGAUUUAUGGUCUCCAAAGGACGUCAUCCAUAAAAUUUACUUGGUGUGGCCUUACAGUUAAAAACAAUUUUCAUACAAUUGUGUGAUCUGGUAGCGAUUUACAAAUUUCACGGAAAACACAAGACUGUUCUUGUGAGUAAUUCUGACACCCCACAUGUCAAUGUUUCUUGUACAGUUCCAACAUUGAAUUACAUACAUAGCCAUCAUGUGACCACAUCUAAUGCUUGCUGUAUCAUAUUAAUGAAUAACCGUUAUGGUAUUUAGAAUUACAGUUUAAAUUAUUCAAUAUUUCAACACAUUUAAACCUUUAGAUUCAGACAUCGACUUGUAACAACUAUGAUUGUUUCUGAUCAUAUCAACACAGCUACUGUGCCUUCAGAGGAGGCACGUGUGCCUUGUCACAUGAUUCACCCCGCCGCACCUCAAGAGAUGUCAGCUGUGCAGCAAGUCCUCAUGAAACUGUCCACUGCAGGGGCCGCAAUCGCAGCCUGGGAGAAUGAACUUCUCACCGCCCUGGUCAAGCGACAGUUAGCGGCCUCUGCAGAUGGGCAGACGAUCACUUGCAGGACAGGUGGACUGCCAAUAACAUUGAUGAAGGUUACAAAAGCGAGGAAACCUACGAGCCAGGUCAGUGCAUCGACUGGUCGGAGGAGGACCCGGGACAUUGCCACACUCCGGGCAAUCGAGAGUGGAGGGGACGAGCAGCAACAGAUGUCCUUGGAGCUCAAGUCCCUGGGCAGACAGCAGCUGCAGGAUAUGCUGAGAGACAUCGAUGUGGGGAGCAUCACCAUCCCCACUGGCCACCUGCUGUCUGCCCAGUUGGACCUGGGCUUGAACAAUUCGCAACGCAUCAAACUCCGUAGGUGGCUAAAACUCCACAAUGUGGCUAGUGAAAGCGAGAGAAGGUCGCGGCAGCUAGCCAAGGAUCACCUCCAAGAACAUCAAGUGGAAGCGGAGCUGCUACCUUUGGUGACCAAAGGUAGCAGAAAGGGGGGCAACUUGGUGAAGCUUCAGCCUGUGGCAAGGGUGACCGAUGUUAGAGGCUCGAUUAUCGACACCCUUGAGAAGAUUGCAGCAGAGGGACACUUGACAUGGCAUGAGGGGAAAAUCCCUGCAAGUGAGAUUUGGAUUAAAGUCCUGGGCGACCACGGGGGCCAGCUAUAUAAGAUGGGGUAUCAGAUUCUCAACACUGUACACCCGAAUGCAAAGACAAGAGUCUUCUCCAUCUUUGAUGGAAAAGAUUCAAGGGAGAACCUGAUCACAGCCACCAAGACUGCUUGCACAGAUGUGGCAGGUCUGCAGGCCUUCACUUGGAGAUCCCCGGAUGGCAGAGACAGAAGACUGCGGGUGUUUGCUGCUGCAGAUUACGCUCUCCUGUCCCUUUGGUUCGGCCUUUCUGGACCCUGUGGUACCUACCCCUGCUUGUGGUGUGAAAUCCAAAGGACCAGUAUAAAACUACCACAGGAAGAAAGGGGAGAGGACCGAACCCCGGCUGACAGAACCACCCUAACCCUAGAGGCCAACCACAAUGCCUUCAUGCAGGAAGCGGGCGGUGACAUAAGGAAGGCCAAGUCCUUUAGAAAUGUCAUCGCACCAAGCAUGUUGGAAGUGCCAAUAAACCAGGUGUGCCUUCCCGCACUUCACAUGAGCUUGGGAGUUUUCCAAAAGCUGUUUAAGAUGAUGGAAAAAGAUCUCCACAGCUUAGACGUCCUGAUGGCCCAUCACCUCUCCCGCGCAAUCCUACCAGACCCGGAGGUGGACAGGGGUGAGGUGCUGCUACAUCCUGACUUGUAUACACUAGAAGGAUACCUGAACGCCGUGGAGGAGGCGACAGCGAUCGAGGAGGAAGUGGACGACAUAAAAGCAGAGAUGGAGGAGAUGGUUGACUUAAUGGCGUGGGCCAUGCUGCAGGGGCAGGAGGAAUGCCUCAUCAUGCUGUCCCUGCAGCUCAAACACCAGAAACUCCAACAGAAAAAGGAGGAGCUGGAAGCUAGAGCUCAGGAAAUGCGGGAGAAGGCCGGGACCAACAUCACUGUUGGACCACUCACAGCCCUCCUGGAUCCGGUUCUCCAACAGUUUCACGUGAAACGCCAAGCGUAUCAUGCACAAUGCUUCGUGGGGAACCACGUGCAUGUGAUGCUGAAGGAAGCCCCAAUCAAGCAGCUGACCAGCAUUGCUGUAACCAAAGCAGAGGAGCUCAUGGACGACUUUGACUUCCCCCUGGCCCUGUUGACAAGAACAAGAGAAAUAAAGGAGAAGUAUGAAAGGGCUUUUUGGCCUUUUCGCUUCCUGUCACCAAGGGUACUCACACACAAGACCAGUGUCAGAAGAAGACAUUUCCUCCCUAGAUGACUGCAUCAAAGGGUUCAUGACGGAUUUCCGAAGGUCUUUCCCACGGGCAACCAUCCCCAUUAAAAUGCACUUACUUGAGUCUCAUGUUGUGCCUC
Messenger RNA from Branchiostoma belcheri (Belcher's lancelet), 3013 nucleotides. RefSeq lists its product as uncharacterized. The record is from RefSeq and is a predicted model, not a curated record. Lineage: Eukaryota; Metazoa; Chordata; Leptocardii; Amphioxiformes; Branchiostomatidae. Bases 903 to 2918 code for a protein of 671 amino acids. The transcript has 10 exons.